Messenger RNA from Mustela lutreola (European mink), 1465 nucleotides. RefSeq names its product carbonic anhydrase 4 (gene CA4). Gene Ontology annotation, cellular component: plasma membrane. Gene Ontology annotation, molecular function: carbonate dehydratase activity; zinc ion binding. The transcript is spliced from 8 exons. Lineage: Eukaryota; Metazoa; Chordata; Mammalia; Carnivora; Mustelidae. Bases 190 to 960 code for a protein of 256 amino acids. The record is from RefSeq and is a predicted model, not a curated record.
CGGCGCAGGGACAGGACGCGGGGAGGGGAGGCUCCGCCAGGGGGAGGAGCCGCUACCCGCGUUCCGCUGUCGGGGCUCCUUCCCGUCGCAGCUCCGCUAUAAAACCCGGGGCCGGCAUGAUCGCGGCACCCCCGGAGGCCUCCUCGGCACGCGACCCCCGGCUCGGCGGCGUCUUGGCUCCUGUGCGGGAUGCGGCUGCUGCCUGCGCUCCUGGCCCUCGCCGCCGCCCGGCCCUUGGCCAGCGCAGAGUCACACUGGUGCUACGAGAUUCAAGCCAAGGCCUCCAACUAUACUUGCUUGGGUCCUAGCCACUGGGGUGAAGACUGCCAGAAGAACCGCCAGUCCCCCAUCGACAUUGUCACUACAAAGGCACAGGUAGACCCAGACUUGGGACCCUUCUCCUUCUCUGGCUAUGACAAGAAGCAAAAGUGGAAAGUCCAGAACAAUGGGCAUUCAGUGAUGGUGCUGCUGGAGGGUGAGGCCUCCAUCGCUGGAGGAGGACUGGCUGCCCGGUACCGGGCCACACAGCUGCACCUGCACUGGUCCGAGAAGCUGGAUAGGGGCUCAGAGCAUACCCUCGAUGGCAGGCGCUUUGCCAUGGAGAUGCACAUAGUACAUGAGAAAGAGAAGGGGACAUCGAGGAACGAGAAAGAGGCCCAGGAUCCCAAAGAUGAGAUUGCAGUGCUGGCCUUCUUGCUGGAGGCCGGAUCUGAGGAGAAUUAUGGCUUCCAGCCCCUGGUGGAGGCCCUGGCUUCUGUCCCCAGACCCAAGAUGAACACCACGAUGAAAGAGAGCAUCAGCCUGUUCGACCUAAUCCCCAAGAAGGAGAAACUGAGGCAUUACUAUCGCUACCUGGGCUCCCUCACCACUCCAGGCUGCCAGGAGACAGUUGUCUGGACCGUGUUCCAGGAGCGCAUUCGGCUCCGCAGGGAUCAGCUGAACUUGACCUCGGUGCUUUGAAUUUGUAUUUACCAUGUGUGGUGGUCCUACUCCCGCCCCACCUAUGUCUGGAAGACUGAGGCCGAGAAGGAAGGGUGGACAAAGGGUCAGAGACUGAGCCACCACCAUCCCCUCCUGGACCAUCCCCUGUCCUUCCCGCUGGCCGCACCUUCCAGGAACUUACAGCACGCUGGCUGGGGGUUUUCCCUCUGCCUGGUAUAGGGUUCCCUGGUGGGAGGGAAACUGGGUACACUUGGGAGCAGGCCCUUCUGCCAGUGGACUUCCUCCUCACAGUUUUCUAAAGACUUAAGAGAGGUCUAUGCCAAGGAAAUUGAUGUGGGAACAAAGCUGAAGAAUUUCCUUACUAUUUACAGCCCAUUGACAAGUCCUUCAAACAGGCAGAGUGACAUUCACUGAUAAGGGCAAAAGGCAUCUUAGGCUGACCCUUCAGGAUCCUGGGUCUGCUUUAAACAUGCCAUAAUUCCUCUGGAAGCUUCCUUUAUCUCUGCCCCGAACCAAGAUACCU